GGACCCUUGCAUAGAUCUUUGGAGACUCAAGAUGUUGUAGGAUGUAGUGCAGAGCCAUAUUAACAGCAUCAUCUGUUGAUCUAUUUGCUCGGUAUGCAAAUUGCAAGGGGUCUAACAGCGGAUCCGUGAUGGUUUUCAGGUAGGAAAGCACUAGCCUUUCAAAGGUUUUCAUGACUACAGAUGUUAAAGCAACUGGUCUGUAUCAUUCAGUUCCUUGAUGGUGGGCUUCUUCGGCACUGGGAUGAUGGUAGAGCCUUUGAAGCAAGAAGGAACAUAGCACAUCUCUAGUGAUUUAUUGAAAAUAUGGCUGAAGAUGGGGGCCAAUUGGUCAGCACAGACUUUUAAGCAAGAAGGAGUUAUCUUGUCUGGGCCUGGAGCUUUUCCUGGCUUUUGUCUGUGAAAUAGGUCCUGCACUUCCUUUUCUGUGAUCACUAGGGGUUGUGAACCCAAUGAAAUGGAGUCAGUUGUAGGAGGCUUGGCUGUUGUUGGUGUGUGGGGGUUGUGGAGAUGGGGGUUGUGGAGAUAGGUGGCUGUAGUUUCCUUUCAAACCUGCAGUAAAACUCAUUCAGGUCAUCUGCCAGUUGUUGAUUACCUUCAGCCUGGAAAGGAGGUUUGCCAUAGCCGGUGAUAUUUUUAAGAGUUUUCCACAUGUUUGCUAAUUCAUUUGCUGAAAACUGAUUCUUUAGCUUUUCAGAGUAGCUUCUUUUUGCCACUCUGAUCUCCCUUGUUAGUGCAUUUCUAGCCUGAUUGUACAGCAUUUUAUCACCUUUUCUGUAGGCUUCCUCUUUGGAAUGUCGUAGCUGCUUAAGUUUAGGUGUGAACCAAGGUUUGUUGUUCCUGUAUAUUCACAAGUUCCUUGUAGAUACACAUAGGUCUUCACAGAAGCUGACAUAUGAUGUUACAGUAUCUGUGAGUUCAUCCAGGUCUGCAGAGGUAUCUUAAAAAAUAUUCCAGUCAGUACAGUCAAAACAUGCCUGUAGCUUUAAUUUUGAUUCCUCCGUCCAGGUCUUCACUGAUUUAAUUGUUGGUUUUGUGGUUUUAAGUCUUUGCCUGUAAGCAGGUACAAGGUGAAGCAUGCAAUGAUCAGAGUGUCCUACAGCUGCACGUGGUGAAGACCGAUAAGCAUCUUUUAGUGUUGUGUAGCAAUGGUCUAGAGUAUUCUUGCCUCUGGUGGGACAAUUGACAUGCUGAAAGUAUUUUGGUAGGUCUUGCCUUAAGUUUGCCUUGUUUAGAUCUCCCAAAUCUAGUGAAUCAGGGUGUUUGGCUUCAGCCUCCAUGAUUUGGUCAGCUAGAGUUCAUAAUGCCUUGUUUACACAGGCUUGUGGUGGGACAGAAACAGCAAUUAGAAGAAAUGAGGAAAAUUCACGAGGCGAAUAGUAUGGAUUGCAGUUGAUAAUUAAAGUCUCUAAAUUGUUGUCACAGAAUUUGUAAAUUAUUUUAAAAUCUUGACACCAGUUGUUGUUAAUAUAUAGGCAUAAGCCUCCUCCUUUCUUUUUACCAGAUGUUUCUGUAAUCCUGUCUGAUCGUUCAAUCUGAAACCCUGGAAUGUUCAGGCUACUAUCUUCAAUUGAUUCAUUUAACCAGGUUUCAGGGAAGCAUAGGACUGCUGAAUUGCGAAAAUCAGAAUAGUAUUUGUUUAAGAGGAGUAUUUCAUCCAUCUUAUUUAGAUGGCUAAUCUAAAUCUAAUCAUUAGAUGACUAAUGAUAAUUGAUAUUGAUAAUUGAUUAAUGUUAGUUGACUACUAACAUUAAUCAAUUAUCAAUAUCAAUUAUCAUUAAUCAUUAAUUAAUUAACACUAAUAGCUGAAUAUCCAAUAAUCUAAUUAAUUAAUUAUUGGCAACUCAAUAAUUAGUAAAUUGUCAUUAUUUACUGUUCUAUGUUAAUUGAUGUAGUAUUGACAUUAAUUUGCUAUCUGAGUAAUUACUUGCUAGUUACUAUUUCACUAUUGAUAUUAAAUUAAGUUUGUAAAAUACAAUAUGGAACAUUGACCAUGCCAGGCAAAAAUUCCAACAGACCUGCCAAACACCCUCAAACAAAAAUUGUCAAUACAAAUAAUGAUCCAAAUGAACCCAGAAUAUGUUAUAAAUGUAAUGAAUCCACAAACGAAAGUGAUGAAUUCAAGAAAUGCCGUCUAUGCACCAAUUAUGCCCACCACUCCUGCCUGAAAAUUAACAAAACAAUAGACAAUUUCCUACAAUCAGACCCUAUAUUUAUCCAUUUAUGUCCAUCUUGUUUUCCAAAAUUAGACUACCUAACUUCCAUGUCUGAUAGAGCCCAUACCAUGGAAACAACUAUAAAGUCACAACAAACUAUCAUUGACUCCAUGGAGGAAAGCUUAGAAAAAAGAAUACUAGCAUGUUUAGAACCACGUUUCACAAAUCUUGAAAAAAAAAUUACAGCACAAAAUAAUGGAAACUUAGCAGAUCAAAAUCUUUUACCAAUCCAACAAACAUUACCUAAUCCACAAUCUAAACCACAACUAUCUGCCAACCAACCAACCAACAUAGCCAUACUAGUCAAAGAUACCAUCGAGAAAGAACAAAAAUGUCAAAAUGCUAUAUUAUUUGGAUUAGAUAACUCCAAUGAACCAGAUAUCACUAAAGUUCGUAACAUCAUUAAAAAUUACAAUUCACUGACCUUCUUCCCUGACGAAAUAAUUGAAGUCUCUAGAGAUGGACCAGAAUACAAAAACAGUGAUGGCUCAGUGGCGCCUAAAUUCUGUAGAGUCAUUUGCAUAAAUGAGACCAGCAAAUGUAAGUUCAUUCAUGCUAUAAACUCAAUUGCGAGAACCACCUCCAGCCACAAUAAACGUAGAUCAUGGCCUGAUCUAUCAUUUCUGCAACGUAUCCGCUCCCGUGAACUCUGCACAGAACUCAAACGACGACAAGACGAAGGCGAAACCAACCUAUACAUUGACUACCGUGCUGACUGCAUAAAAAGAAAAACCUACAAUCAACUGCCCAACAUCCAACCCCCCAUUACCCAAAACAUCCAACCAUCGGUCAUACAGAACUUCCAACCAUCCGUCGUACAAAACCUCCAACCAACUGUCAUCCAAAACUAGGUACGCACGCCCCUUAUUUCCUCUACACCAAACACUGCAGAUCUUAAAUGCAAAUCGAUAAAAGCAAGAAGCAUUGUAAACAAAUUGCCUGAUUUUCUCCUCUUGUUAAAUACUGGUACAUUUGACAUUAUAUUUGUAUGCGAAACAUGGCUGAACUCAUCCCUCCCUGACUCCAUUAUUUCAGAGAAAAAGUAUCAUGUUUUUCGGUCAGAUCACAAAACCCGCACAGGAGGUGGAGUGGCUAUCUUUUACAAAUAGUCACUGAAUCUAAAAAAUAUUCAAGUUGCACAUAAACUCGCUCUUCCUGAAACUUUUGUAUGCAAACUGUCCCUUAACAUCACACUUCACUUCUUGCUAUGCUACAGAGCCCCUGACUACAACAUCGCACAUGCGAACAUGUUAACCACACUACUAACAUGGGCUACCUCUUGCCCAUAUCCUCUCAUCUUCCUGGGUCACCUCAAUCUACCUCUUAUUAACUGGAUAACAAACGAAUGUACAACUCGACCCAUCCAUACUACCCUGUACAACGCUGUUACAAAUCAAGGACUUGAUCAACUAGUAACAAACAAUACAAGACUCAACAAUUGCCUUGACCUCAUCUUCUGCAACAACGCAAACUCAAUUUAUGGACUACAAAUAAAAGAACCCUUUUCCAACAGUGACCACAGCAUGAUAGACUUUUGUCUCAACAUAUGCCCUUACAAUAAUCUUCAUAAUAAUGGUAUUCCAAACUACAAUUUUAAAAAAGCCAAUUAUGACCUUAUAAACACCGACUUCUCAUCUCUUGACUGGCAAAAUCUAUUCUCAACCUGUAUCACUGCUGAAGACCACCACAGAGUUUUCCUACUUGAAGUUAAUAGAGUCAUUGAACUAUACGUACCACAAACCACCACCAAAAUCAGAAAAAAACAAAUUACCCAUAUCAAUAAAAAAGUUCCAAUCAAAAAAAAAAAUAUCCCUCUGGCGAAGAAACAAAACUGGCUAUGUAGCCAACUUCAGAAACCGUUACAAAAAUAUAUGCAACCAAAUAAAGAUUGAAUGCACCAAUUACCACACCAAACAAGAAGAAGACCUUCUGCGCACAAAAUCCAAUCAUGCUUUUUAUAAUUUUGUGAACAACAAACUUAAAGACUCGAGAUCCAUCCCACCACUAAAAGGACCUAAUGGCAAAGAAUAUAAUGAUGAAACAGUUAAAGCAAACCUCUUUAACACAUUCUUCGGCUCAGUCUUUGUUAACAGUAAUGGCUCAUACCCAACAUUCCCCAGUUGUACCAACAAUGAGUACAACAACCUAACACAGAUUUCACAGAAGAUAAUGUUGAAAAGGCUGUUCAAAAACUGAAACCAUCUUUAUCUAUUGGAUCUGAUGGUCUAUGUGCAUACUUCUUAAAAAGCUUUCCAUUAAUAUAGCAGAACCCCUAAGCAUAAUCUUUGAAAAAGCUUUCACAACCAGCUCCCUUCCCAAACUUUGGUCACUAGCCACAGUCAUCCCUGUCUUCAAAAAAGGACACCCCAGCCUAGUUGAAAAUUACAGGCCAAUUUCUUUAUGCUGCGUCAGCUGCAAAGUAAUGGAAUCAAUCAUCAACCAAUCCAUCACCCUCCACCUUGAAACAAACAACCUACUCUCUAAUAAAUAAUUUGGUUUCAGAAAAAAGGUUAUCCUGUAAUUUACAACUUCUUCACUGCAAAAACAUAUGGACUACUAAUCUUAAUCAGGGCAAAGCAAUAGAUGCAAUUUACAUAGACUUCUGUAAAGCUUUUGAUUCAGUGGUACAUGACAAACUUCUCCUAAAACUAAAAUCCUACGGCAUCUCAGGACCCCUCCACAAUUGGAUAACAGCGUUCCUGUCAAACAGACAACAAGUGGUCAAAAUUGGCAAUGCUCUAUCAAAUCCUGUUCCUGUCAAUAGCGGUGUUCCCCAAGGCAGCAUUCUAAGACCAACACCCUUCAUAUUAUACAUUAAUGACCUCUGUGACCAUAUUAUAAGUAAUUGUGUUCUCUUCGCUGAUGAUGUUAAACUAUUUAACACUACCAACAAUACAGUUACCCUUCAAAAAGACCUUGACUUUGUGUCGGAAUGGUCAAAAACUUGGCAACUCCAAA
Molecule: messenger RNA, 5171 nt
Organism: Ahaetulla prasina
Lineage: Eukaryota; Metazoa; Chordata; Lepidosauria; Squamata; Colubridae
Exons: 2
Coding region: 1991-3064 (357 amino acids)
Source: RefSeq, a predicted model, not a curated record